CACUUACAGUUUCGUUCCAUCAUACCAAAUCAACAAUCUUGAUGCUACUAAGCUUACUUAAGUCAAAUUUAAAUAGUUCUACAUUUGCUUCGCAUUUGUUUUUACCUCACUGAUACCCAAAGACGUGUACAAAUUACCAACACAUUCAAGAAUGAUAAAUGAUUAUACCUGUAUAAUGAUCAUUGUUAUGAACUUAUGAAUCACAUUGUCAAAAUAUUCCUCGAUAUGUCAAAAAUGUGAAUAUUACAGCUGAACAAUUUCGCAAUAAUACAGCCGUAAAUUCGUACAGGAAACGGAACCUACAAUAUCUAUGCUUUCGGUGAUACAGUUUACAAUUCGGAACUCAUCGCUUUUACCGGCAGACUUCUUUCCGUUACGAAAAAUCGGAGCAGGACUUAUCAUCAAAAUUCUCGAGUUAAGUACAUUUGUCACUUACAGACAACUCCGUUGUCACUCCGUUGAAGAUGAGCAAUUUGAACAAGAAAAAUUCGCAAGCAGCAUCUCGCCAAGGGCGAUACUCUGAUCACAGAUUAACACCGCGAAAAUUGUCAUGGUUACUACGCCACUCCGUUGAUGUCGCUGAACACAUGGACCCAGAUGGGUUUGUUCCGUUCGAUAUUCUGCAGCAGAUCAGCGGUGCCGGUCUAGAGCAAAUUCAGGAAGCAAUUACUAAAGAUAGCAAAGGUCGCUAUGAGGUUCGCGAUGACGAAGUGCGGGCCGUCAACGGUCACAGUGUUCACUUUUGUCAGAAUUAUGAAAUUCUACCUCAACCACCGGAAUAUCUUUACCAUGCCACAAACAAUAAAGCCCUUCCGCUAAUUAUGGCCGGUGCGCUGAAAAAAAUGGGACGACAUUACAUACAUAUGUACGAGAAGCCACCUCAGAAGACGUCGGUACGGUACAGAAUUUUAAAAAUAAAACCUCCGAGUGGGCAUGUAUUUUUUCGAACUAAAAAUGGGUACAUCCUGUGUCAAGACGAUAUACCAGCCGAAUUCAUAGAAGUUGUCAGCUAGUAUAGGAAAUCACUAGCUAUCACAUAGAGUAAAGAAUCAAUUCUACGCUGGUGUUGUUACUAACAUAGGUACUGAUUUCUGAUAAUGGACAAGCCAAGUGCCUUCGUUUUAAUCAAAAGAAGGAAUGCAAUCCUUGAUUGAAACGAAGCUCCUGUUCACGUUAUUAUCCGCGAGGGAAUUUUAUCGUGUUGCUGCUGAAGUAUUCAACAUAACAGUUACUUUGAUAACGGCUAGGAAGUUUGAAACAGGAUCCAUGCCCAUGGAAUAAACUACUUAUUCUGCAUUAUAAUGCUUUUACUAACUUUUCAUUAUUUAUAUAAAGCAUAUUUCAAAAAACAAAA
Molecule: messenger RNA, 1354 nt
Organism: Malaya genurostris
Lineage: Eukaryota; Metazoa; Arthropoda; Insecta; Diptera; Culicidae
Product: probable RNA 2'-phosphotransferase
Exons: 3
Coding region: 465-1013 (182 amino acids)
Biological process (GO): tRNA splicing, via endonucleolytic cleavage and ligation
Molecular function (GO): tRNA 2'-phosphotransferase activity
Source: RefSeq, a predicted model, not a curated record